This is a messenger RNA of Penaeus vannamei (Pacific white shrimp), 1526 nucleotides long. NCBI's taxonomy places the organism in Eukaryota, Metazoa, Arthropoda, Malacostraca, Decapoda, Penaeidae. The record is from RefSeq and is a predicted model, not a curated record.
GUAAACACGGAACAGCUGAUGGGUCCACGCUGGCUCAGAUAAACAAAGCGACGCUUCAGGGAUAGACGUCCAGAACUGCGUGGAAACUUCGAGACUUCGCUAGAUUUCUCCUCAAAUUUUCGUGCUUAGGAAUUGUUAAAUUUCAUUUCGCAGAAGGAGUCCCCAUUUGUUAUUUACAACCCAGCCAUGGGAAGCACAGAGGAGAUAACAAAAAUGAGGUCUGUCAAGAAGAAAUUGGAUAUGGAGGGUGAAGAAUCAGAUUCUUCAAAGUCAAAGGGAACAUCAGGUGAUGCAAGUCCAGACCCCUUGGAACAUGGAAUUGAUGAUGACUUGAAGCCACUAGCAGAGGGAGAGGCCAAGAUCUCUAAAAGUGACACAGAGAGUGACAAUGAGAGUGAGAAAGGGGCCUGCAAACCAAGAGAUAAGUCUUCUGAGGGGAUAGAUGUUCAAGGUGCUCGCUUCCGAAAUGACAGUGAGAGCUCAUCGGAAAGUGGCAAAUCUCCAAGUUCAGAGCGCAUGAAGAGAUCACCCAACGAGAUUCCUUGGCUUGGCUCGAUGUUUGCCAGUCCCCAUGUUUUCCGCAUAAUUGGUGCUGGCAUUAAAAGGCAACGGACUGUAAGUGGCUCCUCCCCGGUUCAAAACUUCAUCUUCCCAGGCGUUGCAGCAUCUCCUCCUAAAUUCAUUGUCCUUAGAGGAAGUCAUGAAAGCAGCAAAGGGAGUCAGCAACAUGAUAACAGCGUUGAGAAGCAGCUAUUAUGGGUCAUGUGGCAAACUGUAUAUAUUGAUAUACUAAUGUAUUGUAGUUUCAACUGCACACCUUGUCUUGAUAUUGAAAAAUUCUCUAUAGUAAAGUUCGAAGUCCGGGACAACCUUUUAGACAUCACCCUUCCUCACCACACUCGUUUGCGACAGGAAAUCUCAGACACCUUGGAUGUUGAUUUGAUCAAACAGCAGGCAGAGCAUGGUGUAUUAGAUUUUAGUCAGUAUUCACAGUAUGUACUUUCCAUUAUGGCUCGCCUCUGUGCUCCUGUUCGGGAUGAAACUAUCCGUAACCUUAUGAGAGAAACAGAAAUUGUGACGGUGUUUCGUGGCGUGAUGGAGACUCUAGACUUAAUGCGUCUUGAUAUGGCAAACUUCACCAUUCAGCAAAUCAGGCCUCACAUCAUUGCACAGAGUGUAACUUAUGAGAAGAAGAAAUUUGCUGAGUUCCUCAAGACACAAAAUGAUGGCCUGGAGUUGACGAGAGAUUGGCUUAUAAACCAUGUUAGAGAAGACGACAUUGAAGGGGCAGAUGAACUUUCGAUGAGAGGAAUAGUAGGAUCGGUCAUCAGUCGAGCUUACUUGGAAUCCUGUCAUGGUCGGAUGAGAAACUGUUACCAGAGACUGUGGUAAUGGAUGGUGGCAGAAUCUUCGAGCUUCGUGACCGCCUAAGCCAAGUUUGCAUCCUAGGUUCAGUGUUGCUGGUCACAAUGUCCUCAGUGGGACCCAUGAUCACUCAAGCAGAUGCCUUCAAGCUCAAACUAAAA